UCUUUCCUAUCAUGUCUCUGGCUCCUUUGGUUCCUACACUCCCCUGGCCUCGGUCUUGGGAUGGUUUGGGGUUUAUUGCAGGGGGGAGCGACAGGGAUUUCAGCCCCAGGCGUCUAGUCAAAUGAUUGUUUUAUUAUCAUCAUCAUCAUCAUUAUUGGUGUAACAAUCAUCUAGACUAAAUAAAGCUAGGGCCCAGCCAGCCAACCCCCUCCAACGUUUUUAUUUCAUUCUCUUCUCUAUCUAUUAAUAACAAACUCAACUGAUGCCUGUUAAUUAAUUCCCCCUUCAGCCAGGGCUGCUUGGAAGCUAAUUUUGGUUAAAUCAUCAGAGGCUAAUGGUAAUAAUAAUAAAAGGAUUGGGUCAGCCUGGUCAAUUGAACUCCAGUUCUCCCUGGAAGGACCUGCUGCUUUGCAGACUCUUGUGUAUUUCCCAGAAACAAAUUCUUCCCAGAAACCAAUAGGAACUCAGGGCUACCCGGCUCCCUUUUGAGUAUAAAUCUGUGCCUGUUAAGAAAGGGAUUUAUGUGUGGGAGGGACUUCCUUCACCUGUACUUCUUUCAUUUUAUUUUUCUAUUUUUAGUUUUCUUUGAAGUUGACCAGCUGGGCUGAAUGAGAUUUAAGUAUUCCAAACACACAUGUCAGAAAAGAGGGUCAGUCCGGUGGUGAGGAGUUGGGGAAGACCGGGGGAAAAAAUGAUGUCAGAAGUUUCAGAACAAUACACAGAAUCCUACAGUAGCGUGAAUCUUUAUUUUCCUGGCACAUUAAAAAAAAGCUGCAUUAAAAUAGUGAUUGUAUUAUUAUUAUUUUUUUUUUGCCUUGGAGGACUUCAGUAAGCAGGAGUAUCCUCUGUUUUCAGCCCAGGGAAUAACAUUGCUCAAGUUGUUUUGUUAACUUUUUUUUUCCCCCCUAGGGAAUAAUAUUGUCUUAAAAAGCACUUUCCCCAACUCUUGGUAGAAAAGUCCAGCAAUUAUGCAUACAAUUCAUUCAUCCUUUCUUCUUUUGGAGAAUCCUAAGAAAACACAUUGUCAAGGAGAGGGUGGGAAAAAAUGAAGUCUGCUGGAAAAAAAAGGGGAGGGGGUUAGGGAGAGACUUGGGCCAAAUGGUCAAAGCACCAACCGGGCCAGGUCAGGGAAAGUGAAACAAUCCAGCUCCAUUUGGGAGCCCCACAGGGGCCUCUGGCUGCCGGGAGCCCAGACUUGGCUAAGCAGACUCCAACUGGAGGUGGUGGUACCUGUGGUAGGGCCAUGGAGACUUGGUUCCGCCGGCUCUGGAGGUUAAAAAUCGUCAGGAAGUUUCUAGGUCAGGCUGCUGUUGUCUUUGUGGGGGGGGCGGGAGGAGAGGAUCCCUCACAGAAGGUCCCCUGCUGAACUUGCUGCUCCCUCCUCUUUCAGAAGUGGUCCUCUGGUUGUCUUCUAGGCUAGACUCUGCUUGGGUGAGAGAGCUAGAUGGACAUGGAGAGAAGCAAAGAGGCCAGAGGCAGAGAGGCCUCUCAGCUUGGAGGAGACUGUUGAUGGCGCUUUUAUUUUGGAGUCUCUUAGUCCCCCCCCUUUAAACCACCCUAUCCCAGAGUUGGGGGGAGGGAGGGAGGAGAGGUCAGGGGCUAGUGUGCAGGCAGGAGAGAAGCAGUGGACCUUUUGAUAAUAAGAUUUUACACCUAGGCAGUGCUCAAAGGAGUAUCAUCCUUAUUUUGUAAGUGGAAAUGAAAACUGGUGGGCUUUUUUGUUUAAAAUUAAAGCAUUGAAAUAAGCAAAACCCAUUUCAGGGCAGAAAAGUAGCCUCAGUAUUGGCUUUGGAGGUGUUGGGGUGGGGGAGAAAAAAAACUAUUGAUGUCAGUUCCCUUUUCAGUUCCUAAGAUGGAUUCCCCCCAGUCCUCUUCUCCCCCUUGUCUCUUCUCUUACCCCGCAGGUCAGCCGCUUGGAACAGACCCUGGGAGGAGGGGGGCAGAGAAGGGGGGGGGGUGUCCGGCCUGUCACAUGAUCCCCAGGGGUGCCAAUGUCCGGUCGUGAGGGUGUCAGGCCCUUGCAAAUUGCCACCCACUGCCCGGGCCUCGCCCAGCGAUGCAGAAAACCACCUACUACGACAACACCGCAGCUGCGCUCUUCGGAGGCUACUCCUCGUACCCAGGCAGCAAUGGCUUCGGCUACGACGGGCCCCCCCAGCCCCCCUUUCAGGCGCCCACGCACCUGGAGGGCGACUAUCAGCGCUCGGCGUGCUCGCUGCAGUCCCUGGGCAACGCCACCCCGCAUGCCAAGAGCAAGGAGCUCAACGGCAGCUGCAUGAGGCCCGGUCUGGCCUCUGAGCCCCUGCCCGCCCCGCCCGGCUCACCCCCGCCCAGCGCCGCACCUACCAGUACCACUAGCAACAGCAAUAAUGCGGGCGGGCCCAGCAAAAGCGGCCCCCCCAAGUGCGGCCCCGGCUCCAACUCCACCCUCACCAAACAGAUAUUUCCCUGGAUGAAAGAGUCGAGGCAAACGUCCAAGCUGAAAAACAGCUCUCCCGGCACAGCAGAGGGCUGCGGCGGUGGUGGCGGCGGCGGUGGAGGAGGAGGUAGUGGCAGCGGGGGUGGCGGCGGCGGCGGCGGGGGAGGGGACAAGAGCCCCCCAGGGUCGGCGGCGUCCAAGCGGGCGCGGACGGCGUACACGAGCGCGCAGCUGGUGGAGCUGGAGAAGGAGUUCCACUUCAACCGCUACCUGUGCCGGCCGCGCCGCGUGGAGAUGGCCAACCUGCUGAACCUCAGCGAGCGCCAAAUCAAGAUCUGGUUCCAGAACCGCCGCAUGAAGUACAAGAAGGACCAGAAGGCCAAGGGGCUGGCCUCGUCGUCUGGGGGCCCGUCCCCCGCCGGCAGCCCCCCGCAGCCCAUGCAGUCCACGACCGGCUUCAUGAACGCCUUACACCCCAUGACUCCCAGCUACGAGAGCCCCUCCCCGCCCGCCUUCGGCAAAGCCCACCAGAAUGCCUACGCGCUGCCCUCCAAUUACCAGCCCCCUCUUAAAGGAUGCGGCGCCCCGCAGAAGUACCCCCCGACCCCGGCACCCGACUAUGAGCCCCACGUCCUCCAAGCCAACGGGGGUGCGUACGGCACGCCCACCAUGCAGGGCAGCCCGGUGUACGUGGGCGGGGGCGGCUACGCAGAUCCGCUGCCGCCCCCUGCCGGCCCCUCCCUCUACGGCCUCAACCACCUUUCCCACCACCCCUCGGGGAACCUGGACUACAACGGGGCGCCCCCUAUGGCCCCCAGCCAGCACCACGGACCCUGCGACCCCCACCCCACCUACACAGACCUCUCCUCUCACCACGCGCCUCCUCCUCAGGGUAGAAUCCAAGAAGCGCCCAAAUUAACACACCUGUGAAGGGAGAGGGAGGACGAAGGGGCGAGGUGAUGGGGCGAAGCGGGGAAAGCCGGUUGGGCUGAGAUGCUCUGGAGGGCAACCCGGGAGGUGUGAAGGAGAAGGCAGGGAGGCGAUAGUGAGACUCCUUAGGAAGAAGGAGCCUGAGCCCCAUCUCCUCCCCCUGGUCUGAGAAGUUGCUUUUCAGUCCUCCGGUCCCCCCUGUUCCAUCUGCCUGCCAACCCAUCAGAAAGGAAUCCACAGCAGAUUGGAGAUGACCCCAUCAACCCCAGGACUCCAGCACUACCAGUUGGAAUUCCACGAUGAGGCGUGGGGUAGAGCAAGAGGGGUUAGGAAAACAAGGCAGAGAAGCACAUUUUAAACAACAGAGGAGAUGGCUAGGCCAUCACUCACCAACCAACUUACCUUCCAUCUCUGUGGGCAGUUCCCCCAAACCUUGACUUUUUUCCUCUUAAUUCUAUUUAAAAAACAAAACAAAACACAUUUCAAACCCAAGGGCACAAAACACACUCCCCUCCUGCUUCCCAGAAGCCUCAAAGUUUGCUCCCAACUAUUUGAGGCUUAUUGGGGCACCCCCUCCAUUUCUAGCACCAGAUUUUCUGCUUCAGAACAUUAUUACCUACACCCCACCCCACUGAUUACAGUUUUCAGAGGGCUCAGGGAUGGUGAGAGAUCCUGAAAGUCAGAGCUGCCUAUAUUAUAAAUAUAUAUAUUUUUUCUUUUACAUGGAAGUUGGGAGGCAGGCAAGUGGUGGAGACUAAAGGCUUGCCCCUUCUGCCACCUCCUAUCUCAGCUCCGGGUCCAUCCCCCUCUCUCCACAGAAAACAAUCGGCGACACGAGGUUCUACAUUCUUUUCUUUUCUUCUGUUACUCUCUUGACUUAACGUGAAAACAGGGUAUAUUUGAACAAACUGUCUGUCCCUGGCAGGGGCUACAGCUUGGCCUGUGAGCCUUGCUCAACCUCCUGACAGGACACUUUUGUUGCACUUAGAGUUUACAUUUUAAUGGCUAUAAAAACAACUGUGAGAGGUGCCUGGGCCUGCAGGAGCCCAGCAUCGCUCAAAAAGCGUGUGUUCUAGUGAACAUUUUCAUAUAUAUUUAUUGGUUAUAGCCAGUUAAAAUAUUUUCUUUUUGUAUUAUUUAUCCCCCCUACAUUACGUAUUUAUGAGGGAAAAAAGAAAAAAAUUGUACUUUUUUAGUAUUUACUUGUUAUAAAGGACGUUGUGUUUCCUGUCAUGUAAAACCAGCUAUUUUAGUUAUUGUACUCUAGAAAAGAGCUGUAGCUUUAUGUUAAUCUUGUACUUAUGAGCAAUUGUAAUUAGUUUAAAAGGCAUGAACUCAGCUCCUAAUUGUCACUGUAUAGUCCUGAAUUUGUAGAAUUAGAGUUAUUCCCUCUCGGAACUUUCUUUGUUCUUCGUGGUUACUUUUUUUCCUCACUCAAAAGGGUUGUCUGUCUAACAAUUCUUGAAUAAACUUUCUGUUACCAAUUUUAUCUUGUCCUAGUGGUCCAAUUUAGCUAGCAGAUCAAGGCUGCUCACCGUCAAACUUCCACCUGAGGAAAGAAGGACAUU
This is a messenger RNA of Loxodonta africana (African savanna elephant), 4917 nucleotides long. It is a transcript of the gene HOXB3, whose product is annotated as homeobox B3. The record is from RefSeq and is a predicted model, not a curated record. Gene Ontology annotation, molecular function: RNA polymerase II cis-regulatory region sequence-specific DNA binding; DNA-binding transcription factor activity, RNA polymerase II-specific. Gene Ontology annotation, biological process: embryonic skeletal system morphogenesis; regulation of transcription by RNA polymerase II; anterior/posterior pattern specification. Gene Ontology annotation, cellular component: nucleus. Bases 2057 to 3349 code for a protein of 430 amino acids. The transcript is spliced from 2 exons. NCBI's taxonomy places the organism in Eukaryota, Metazoa, Chordata, Mammalia, Proboscidea, Elephantidae.